AUACUGGGGCCAGGCUACCCUGGCCAGGCUAGAGGUCUAGCUUUCCAGUCAACAUGAAGGUUCUCCUCAUUCUGGGGCUUGUCCUGCUUUCUGUCACUGUCCAGGGCAAGGUGUUUGAAAGGUGCGAGCUGGCCAGAACUCUAAAAAGACUUGGAAUGGAUGGCUACAAGGGAGUCAGCCUGGCCAACUGGAUGUGUUUGGCCAAAUGGGAAAGUAGCUACAACACACGAGCUACAAACUACAAUCCUGGAAGCCAAAGCACUGAUUACGGGAUAUUUCAGAUCAACAGCCGCUACUGGUGUAAUGAUGGCAAAACCCCGCGAGCAGUUAACGCCUGUGGUAUAUCCUGCAAUGCUUUGCUGCAAGAUGACAUCACUCAAGCUGUAUCAUGUGCAAAGAGGGUUGUCAGGGAUCCACAAGGCAUCAGAGCCUGGGUGGCAUGGAGAAAUCAUUGCCAGAACCAAGACCUCACUUCGUAUAUUCAGGGUUGUGGAGUGUAACUGGAACUGUCCUUCUGCAGCUCAUUUUGUCUCUUUUUUGUAUUAAGAGAGUAGUUAAGUGAAAGUUCCCAUUACUGUCCUUUCAAACAAAUCAUGUUUUUAUAGAAGCAGGAGCAAAAUGCAGUCUUUCUUCUAAGAGGCUAAUGUUUUCCAAUGUGGUUAUUAUGGGGUAGUAAGCCUACAAUAUAUCUUGGUUUGCUAAUAGAACUAAUGCUGGUGAAUAUUUAUCCAAAAUCUUGAUUAUCAAAUACCUCUCCAGUAUAUUCAGUUCUUAAUCAGAGAAAUAACCCAGACUUCAUCUUGAAUGUUACAGGUAUGCCUCAAUAUUUGAUAAAUAUGUAGCCAAAGACUGUCCUAAAACACACUGAUCUUAGGCAAAAUCUCAGUUGUGUAGGCAUUUGAUGUUUUCAUCUGUUUGGUCGCCUCCCGAAACAGCAAAAGAUAAAUAACCAUUCUUUGUUGGGCAAUAUACAAUUUACAAAGAGCAGAGUGCCAAAUGCCUCAAAAUGAAGACAGCCUGAAUCAAGAGUUUUGUUUUCAUAAAGCAUGACCUUUGGUUUAAAUGUUUUCUUAGGAAUGUUGCUUUUAUACAGCUUUAAAAAUGAACUCAAUUUAUAUAUCCAUCUAUUUUAGCCCUUUAGAGUAUGCAUCUUUAUGCAUACUCUUUUAUGCAUCUUGCUAAUCAUGAAGGAAUUUGAAGAAGGAUUAGAUGUACUGCUCCUGUUUCUUAAUUUUACAAGCUUAGAUUCAAGCAUUAUGACUAAACUGGAGGCAGAUGAGUUUGCAAGCAUUUAAGUAAUUGCUAAUCAACCACCAGAGUGAGAUUAUCAUGUAAAAAAACCAUUAUCAAUAAAGUCUUUGCAACUCA
This is a messenger RNA of Phyllostomus discolor (pale spear-nosed bat), 1368 nucleotides long. It is a transcript of the gene LYZ, whose product is annotated as lysozyme. Lineage: Eukaryota; Metazoa; Chordata; Mammalia; Chiroptera; Phyllostomidae. Gene Ontology annotation, molecular function: lysozyme activity. Gene Ontology annotation, biological process: defense response to Gram-positive bacterium; defense response to Gram-negative bacterium. The record is from RefSeq and is a predicted model, not a curated record. Bases 54 to 500 code for a protein of 148 amino acids. The transcript has 4 exons.